Messenger RNA from Capsella rubella, 710 nucleotides. RefSeq names its product homeobox-leucine zipper protein ATHB-54. Gene Ontology annotation, molecular function: DNA-binding transcription factor activity, RNA polymerase II-specific; sequence-specific DNA binding. The transcript is spliced from 3 exons. The coding region runs from base 1 to 669 and encodes 222 amino acids. Gene Ontology annotation, biological process: positive regulation of DNA-templated transcription. The record is from RefSeq and is a predicted model, not a curated record. Gene Ontology annotation, cellular component: nucleus. Lineage: Eukaryota; Viridiplantae; Streptophyta; Magnoliopsida; Brassicales; Brassicaceae.
AUGGAAAAUUCAGACACCAAUGAUUCAGAAGUUUUCUUUUGGUUUCACAACCAAAGCCACAGCCAUAAGUUUCCUCCUUCUUGCUUCCCUCCGAGCUCUCACACUGCCUAUCAUGGAUCUAGCUCAAUGAGCAACAGUGAGCCUAACACGGUGGACGAAGAAGGCGUAUGUGAGAGCCACGUGUUGCGUGAAAUAACCAAGACACGGAAGUUGACACCAAUUCAAUUGCGUUUACUAGAGGAGAGUUUCGAAGAAGAUAAACGACUCGAACCAAAGAGGAAACUCUGGCUGGCCGAGAAGCUAGGGCUGAAGCCAAGCCAAGUCGCUGUCUGGUUCCAAAACAGAAGGGCUAGAUACAAGACAAAACAGCUUGAGCACGACUGUGACUCCCUUAAAGCUAGCUAUACUAAGCUUAAAACUGACUGGGACAUUCUCUAUUCACAAAACCAAACCCUCAAGAACAAGGUCUCCCUUCUCAAAGAGAAGCUGCGAAUGCAAGAGAAACUUGAAACACAGAAGCUUGGGGAAAACGGUAUCUCGAUGAAAAGCUAUAACACGCAGUACAGUGAGGAAGAAGAUGGUGUGGGAAAUCAAUACAGUUUCCCUGAGCUUGCAGCUCUUGGAUUUUAUUAUGAUCCAACCUUAACCUCAUCAAAUCUAAGGCUAUAAUAGUAUAAUAUGGCUGUAAUAGUAUAAUAUCUAUAUUCCGU